This is a messenger RNA of Rattus rattus (black rat), 1030 nucleotides long. It is a transcript of the gene Rtbdn, whose product is annotated as retbindin. NCBI's taxonomy places the organism in Eukaryota, Metazoa, Chordata, Mammalia, Rodentia, Muridae. The record is from RefSeq and is a predicted model, not a curated record. Gene Ontology annotation, cellular component: external side of plasma membrane. Gene Ontology annotation, molecular function: riboflavin binding; signaling receptor activity; riboflavin transmembrane transporter activity. The coding region runs from base 111 to 836 and encodes 241 amino acids. The transcript has 6 exons.
GCCGAUUGUGAAGAUUGUGAACCGAGAGAAGCUACCAGUGACAACCUAAAUCUCCAGAAGGAAGUCAUCCCUCAUCCCUCCACAUCAGCUGGCUCUUGUCUCGGGUGGACAUGGCCCACGAAGGCCACUUUCAACACAGCGGGAUGGUCUGGGCCCUGCGACUAAUCCUGGCAUGGGUCUUCUUGGUGACCUGUGGUGGGAGCCACCCACUGCAAGCCAGGUCCUGGGGACACCCUGGGCUGGCAGCCAACGUGAGCACAGGCCAGCUGCAGCUAGCAGGGCACCCCCAGUCCUCGGUUCCACCAUCUUACCCAAGGAUCCAGGUUCCUAGUUCACAGACACCAGCAGGGCCAGAACCUUGCUGUACUGCAGACAUAGACAGACCAGAGGCAUCAAACCCAGAGAGCCUUCUAGCCAGCUGCGGGGCACCAAGCCCAGAAUGUGAAUUCUUCCUGGGACACCUUCAACGAGCCCUCCGAGAUCGCUUUCACCCACUGCUGUUCGGAGUGCGCCGAAUGCAGCCUCUCUGCCUGGAGCUCUGCCAGAUUUGGUUCACCACCUGCCAAGCAGAUUUUAUUUGUGGCCCGACUUGGCUGCAGUCCUCUGGAAAGAGAGGCUGUGAGCCUAGCUGCCGUACCUAUGGUCAGGCUUUUGCCAACGCCACAGAUCUGUGUCACUCUGCUUUGGGUCAUGCCCUGAGGGUGGCAGCUCCUGGCUCCAGUCAUUGCUUCAACAUCUCCAUCUCCUCUCCAGGAGCCCGCCGCCGCCCUCGAGCCUGGAUCUCAAAUGCUGCAGGCAGUGGCAGUGGUAGCGGCAGUGGCGACAGCCCAGAGUAGACAUUUGGCUUUCAAUAUACAUGUCCCUUCCCUAGGCCAGGAGCCACCGAGAGCCAUCUCCCUCUCUUCCUCUCUCCUUCCUUCCUAAACCGGGUCCUGGGGUUGCCUAGACAAGCCCUCCCACCAUUAUCCUAGACACAUCCAACCCUGACUUAUCUUGCUUUCCCCAAAUAAAGUUGCCAGACUAAACCAGG